This is a messenger RNA of Harpia harpyja (harpy eagle), 3622 nucleotides long. RefSeq names its product leucine rich repeat transmembrane neuronal 4 (gene LRRTM4). The record is from RefSeq and is a predicted model, not a curated record. NCBI's taxonomy places the organism in Eukaryota, Metazoa, Chordata, Aves, Accipitriformes, Accipitridae. The transcript has 8 exons. Bases 744 to 2516 code for a protein of 590 amino acids. Gene Ontology annotation, molecular function: protein binding.
AAGCAGGCCCUGAACCUGCCUUUUGCACCCUUUGAGAACGCUGCUUCAUGUGGAGCCGUUUUCUAAAAGACCUGUUGAGAGUUACCCUUUUCCCACACAGGCUUUCCCCAGCAUGCGGCAGAGUCCAAACUUUUCAGCUCAGAAGUCCCAGGGGGAUUACCCAGCACAACGUUUAUCCCGGGCUUAGGAAGUACGCGGCUCUGAACAUGGCAGAAAACGGGCAUUUAUGAUACUGGCAAGGGUCAAGCGUGCAUGUGAAUGUGGUGCUGGACAACGUGUCUCGACCUUGGACAUCUGAGGGAGCAGUUUUGGUGUUGAGAGCUCAUCUUUGCAAUGCGGAGAGGAAAGAUCGUUUUGAGCCAGAGAGGAUGUAGGAUGAUGCUAUUUGAUAAGGUUCCAGUUGUGGGUACUUCACAUUUGAAAGCCUACCCUUUCAUGUGAGAGCAUCAUAUGAGGAACUUCAGUCCUGAUUUACAGAGUUGUUUACUUGCUGAACAUGCUGACUGAUGCCUGAUAGAAUUAUACAAAAGCACUAAGGGAACUUUGUGUGGGUUACUGGCAUGCACGCUGGAUGGCGGUGAUGUGAGUGGCAACCGUGCUGUGACAUGAAGAUUCUGAUGGUUUAAGAAAAGAGACCAGUUUUAAAAAGAGAGAGAGAGAGGCAAAGGGAAAGCAAAAAAGGAAAGAGAGAGAAGAAAACAGCUGGAGAAAGGAAAAGGAGGACGUUUGUUGAUGACAAAAGGAUGGGUUUCCAUUUAAUUAAGCAGCUGAGAGGCAUGAGUGUGUUGUUAGUGCUACUUCCUAUGGUGCUGUUUGUUAUGCUUGCGGGGGCUCAGCGAGCUUGCCCCAAGAACUGCAGAUGCGAUGGCAAGAUUGUGUACUGCGAAUCUCAUGCAUUCAGAGACAUCCCUCAGAAUAUUUCUGGAGGGUCUCAAGGCUUAUCGUUACGGUACAACAGCAUUCAGAAGCUUAAAUCAAAUCAGUUUGCGGGCCUGAAUCAGCUCAUAUGGCUUUAUCUUGACCAUAAUUACAUCAGCUCCGUGGAUGAGGAUGCAUUUCAGGGGAUCCGCAGGCUGAAGGAAUUAAUUCUAAGCUCCAACAAAAUUACCCAUCUGCACAACAAAACAUUUCACCCGGUCCCCAACCUCCGCAAUCUGGACCUCUCUUACAACAAGUUGCAGGUGUUGCAGUCUGAGCAGUUCAAGGGCCUUCGUAAACUCUUGAUCUUGCAUUUGCGGUCUAACUCGCUGAAAACGGUGCCGAUCCGAGUUUUCCAAGACUGCCGAAACCUUGACUUUCUGGAUUUGGGCUACAACCGCCUGCGGAGCUUAUCCCGUAAUGCUUUCGCUGGCCUUUUGAAGUUGACAGAGCUCCACUUGGAGCACAACCAGUUUUCUAAGAUCAAUUUUGCCCACUUUCCACGCCUCUUCAACCUUCGCUCGAUUUAUUUGCAGUGGAAUAGGAUCCGGUCUAUUAGCCAAGGGUUAACGUGGACUUGGAGUUCCUUGCACAACUUGGAUUUAUCAGGAAAUGACAUUACAGGGAUAGAGCCUGGGACCUUCCAGUGCCUCCCCAACCUGCAAAAGCUGAACCUGGAUUCCAACAAACUCACCAACAUCUCUCAGGAGACCAUCAAUACAUGGAUCUCGCUCAUCUCCAUCACUCUGUCCGGAAAUAUGUGGGAAUGUACUCGAAGCAUUUGCCCUCUGUUUACUUGGCUUAAGAAUUUCAAGGGAAACAAAGAGAGCACUAUGAUAUGUGCAGGCCCUAAACAUAUCCAGGGUGAAAAAGUGAGCGAUGCUGUGGAAACAUAUAAUAUCUGUGCUGAAAUCCAGGUGGUGGUUACUGAGAGAUCGUACCAGCCACCCAAAACCCCCCCGAGACCUGUCUUCAUUCCUAAACCUACCAUUUCCAAACUUGAAAGCAAUCAGCCGACGUCUGUUAUGCCAAGCCCUUCUGCAGACCUCCCAACACCUGGAGUGGAACCAGAGUAUGAGCACGUUUCCUUUCACAAAAUAAUCGCUGGGAGCGUGGCCCUCUUUCUUUCCGUGGCCAUGAUUUUGUUGGUUAUCUACGUGUCGUGGAAGCGCUAUCCAGCCAGCAUGAAACAGCUCCAGCAGCACUCUCUCAUGAAGAGGCGCAGGAAAAAGGCCCGAGAGUCUGAAAGGCAAAUGAACUCCCCUUUACAGGAGUAUUACGUGGACUACAAGCCAACAAACUCUGAGACCAUGGAUGUAUCGGUUAAUGGAUCUGGGCCCUGCACGUAUACCAUCUCUGGCUCCAGGGAAUGUGAGGUUCCUCACCACAUGAAGACUUUACCCUAUUACAGUUACGACCAACCGGUGAUCGGAUACUGCCAAGCUCAUAAGCCUCUCCAUGUAAAUAAGGGGUACGAUACCAUGUCCCGGGAGCAGGCUGAGACAACCAACCUGGAACUCAGUCGAGACCACAGCUUCAUAGCUACAAUCGCGCGUUCGGCUGCUCCAGCCAUUUACAUUGAGAGAAUACCAAACUAAUGAUGGCGACGACUUCUUCAGGGGGCGGAGUGGGGAGUUCUUUUGGGGGACCUUUCAUCUCAGAAGAGACCAGGGCAAGAAACUAAAAUCUACCAUUCCAGUUACAAAUGUUCCAACACAGACAAAGGGAAGGGGAUAAAGCAAACUCCGCAGACUGUGGAAAUGCUAUCUUGCAGUACACACUGAGAACUUCAGGAUUUUCUUUGCUUUAAACUUUCAAACAAAUUCCUCAAUGUAAAUAUUAAAGAGAGAUUGUCAAGUUCUUAUUAAAAAAAAAAAUAGAUUUCACUCUAGCUACAUAAAGGGAUGGAUUAAGAGUUUUGUUUGUAUAUUUGAUUUUUCUACAUUGCACGGUUCCAGGGAAGGAGAACCACAGGUAAAAAUAGAGGGGGUGGGGAGGGCAAGGGUUUGGGUGGGGUGGGUCAGCCAUGUUUCCUUAUUAAGUGUUUAUUACUCUUCAAAGAUUUGUUUAAUAUUUUUGUUCUUUUUAAACAAACAAAAGAUAGAUAUAUAUUUUCUUUUUUCUUUUGGGGGUUUGUUUUUUGGUUGUUUUUUUUUUUUUAGUGGUCAAGCGCUAAUAUUUCAAACUUCAGACAUGGGCAUUAAAGCUUAUGUUGAACCAAAAGGACAUUGGCAAUUGAUGCAGCAGAAACAAAGAAACUUGGGUGCAUGUACAUUUAAGACACAGGCUGUACACUAUGGAGGGUGCUUUUGAUUUUUACUAUCUUCAUUGUGCUUCAUUGUUGACACUAUAAUUACUUUUCGGGCUCUAAAAAAGGGGAAAACAUGCAACGGAGUAACGACUCUCAUAUUUACAGUCCAGCGGUGCUUGUUAAGCAAAAAUAAUGGACGUUUGGGAACCAAAAUGGAAAUGAUGUGCUUGAAAUGGAUCAGAAGGAAAAUCUUUUAAAGCAAGAGUAUUUGGUGAAACUCACUGGCUGACACAAUUUCUAAAACACAGGAGAAUGUGUAACAUUGUUUUUUGUUUUUUUUAAUUAAUUAUUAUGAUCAGUUAGUUUUUGUGUAGUUUUUAUCAAUAAAAUGACAACAAAAAAAGUGGUGGAAAAAAUAAACAUAUUAUUUUGUGGUUGGGACACCACAGCCAA